AUGGCCAGAUCCACUCAGACUGAAACAAGAAGCCAGCAGCAUCCACCACAGCCGCACCAUCUCGUACCCACCAGCCUGGUUUUCAGUGGACCGGGGGCACCACCGACCCAACCUCCACUCCUCCUAAUUCCGCACCAGCACCAGUACGCUCAGAUCCCAUUUCCUAAACCCAUGAACGGGUCAGAAUCCAUCUCCAUUCAUCCGGAGAACGGAACCAUGAAAGACCAAGACGCUAUAAAACUAUUUAUCGGCCAAAUACCGCGGAACCUUGAAGAGAAAGACCUGAAACCCUUAUUCGAACAGUUUGGAAAAAUCCACGAAUUGACAGUUUUGAAGGACCGCUACACUGGCAUGCAUAAAGGCUGUGCCUUUCUCACCUACUGCGCCCGUGAGUCAGCGAUCAAAGCCCAGAACGCUCUCCACGAACAGAAGACAUUGCCAGGGAUGACUCGACCCAUCCAGGUGAAGCCAGCUGACAGCGAGAGCCGCGGAGGCAGUGAUUGUCUCAAAACGCGCCCCUCGCACAGGAAGCUGUUUGUGGGGAUGCUGAACAAACAGCAGACAGAAGAAGACGUGUACCGUCUAUUUGAGCCCUACGGUGUCAUUGAAGAGUGCACCGUCUUAAGAGGUCCUGAUGGAAACAGCAAAGGCUGUGCCUUUGUAAAGUACUCCACACACGCUGAGGCCCAGUCAGCAAUCAGUGCCCUCCACGGCAGUCAGACCAUGCCAGGCGCGUCCUCCAGCCUGGUGGUCAAGUUCGCCGACACGGACAAAGAGCGCACCAUACGCCGCAUGCAGCAGAUGGUCGGCCAAUUCGGCAUCUUCAACCCCGCCGUCGCGUUACCGUUCGGGACCUACAGCACGUACGCGCACGCACUGAUGCAGCAACAGGCGGCCAUUAUGGCUGCCAGCCACGGCAGUUACCUGACUCCUAGCGUGGCGUUCCCCGCCACGCAGAUCCACCAGAUGGGUGCGCUCAACAUCAACGGCCUACCGCCCACCCCGAUGACCCCGGUGUCGGGUGAUUCACCGCCAGCUAACAUCACCACGUCUGCCGUGCCCAGCAUAGUCACGCCGAUCGUCAACAGCUUCACAGGCAUCCCGCACCACCAACCCAAUGGCCACCCUGCUGUGGAGGCCGUCUACACCAACGGCCUACCCACCUACUCCACCCAUAGCCCCACGGCUGCAGACACGCUCCAGCAAGCCUUUACCGGAGUGCAGCAAUACACAGGUACGCUGCCACAGAAACAUGGGCCUAUUUACCCAGCAACCACACUGACCCCUAUUGGCCAGACCCUUCCACAGCCGCCUCAGGUCAUCCAGCAGCAGCAACGAGAAGGACCAGAGGGGUGUAACCUGUUCAUCUAUCACCUGCCGCAGGAGUUUGGGGAUAACGAGCUGAUGCAGAUGUUCUUGCCCUUCGGCACGGUCAUCUCCUCAAAGGUCUUCAUGGACCGAGCCACCAACCAGAGCAAGUGCUUCGGAUUCGUGAGUUUCGACAACCCAGCGAGCGCACAGGCAGCCAUUCAGGCGAUGAACGGCUUUCAGAUCGGCAUGAAGAGGUUGAAAGUGCAGUUAAAAAGGCCAAAAGACGCCAGCCGCCCCUACUGA
Messenger RNA from Chanos chanos (milkfish), 1614 nucleotides. It is a transcript of the gene celf5a, whose product is annotated as cugbp, Elav-like family member 5a. The coding region runs from base 1 to 1614 and encodes 537 amino acids. Gene Ontology annotation, molecular function: RNA binding. The record is from RefSeq and is a predicted model, not a curated record. NCBI's taxonomy places the organism in Eukaryota, Metazoa, Chordata, Actinopteri, Gonorynchiformes, Chanidae. The transcript has 13 exons. Gene Ontology annotation, cellular component: ribonucleoprotein complex.